AUAUUUUCCACUUCCAAACUGCCAGUGAACGUCUUUAGCUAACCCCGCCCCUUAACUGCUAUCCUAGCCGAAGCUUCAGGAGGGCUCUGAAAGCUUGGAGGAUCCUGUGUUGUUCUGUCCUACAACCGCUACCGCUUUCGCUGCGGACAUGGCUUCUGAUGGCAUGGAUGAGCGAUCUCCGCUGUUAUCAGAACCAAAAUCCGGGAAUGCCACACCUACAACAGCACCUCCGUACCUAGGAGACACCAGUCCAAGAGCUGAGCUCCCUCCCCCAUACACAGCGAUCGCCAGUCCAGAUGCAGGGGGUGUGCCUGUGAUUAAUUGCAGGGUGUGUCAGUCUCUUAUUAACCUGGAUGGAAAGCUCCACCAGCACGUGGUCAAGUGCACCAUCUGCAACGAAGCCACGCCCAUCAAAAACCCACCCACUGGAAAAAAGUAUGUGAGGUGUCCGUGUAAUUGCUUGCUAAUCUGUAAAGACACAUCCCGGAGGAUAGGAUGUCCAAGGCCCAACUGCAGACGUGUCAUCAACUUGAGCCCUGUGAUGGUGAUCCCAGAGGAGCAGCCAGCCCAGCCAGCCCUACCCAUCCAGCCCGAGGGCAUGCGUGUUGUCUGUGGACACUGUGGGAACACAUUCCUGUGGAUGGAGCUCAGAUUUAACACAUUGGCCAAGUGUCCACACUGCAAAAAAAUAUCUUCCGUGGGCAGUGCUCUCCCGCGACGACGCUGCUGUGCCUACAUCACUGUUGGUAUGAUCUGCAUCUUCAUUGGUGUUGGCUUAACUGUGGGAACCCAGGACUUUGCAAGACGUUACCACGCCACUUACGUGUCUUGGGCUUUUGCAUAUCUGCUGGGUUUGAUCUGUCUGGUACGGGCCUGUUACUGGGGAGUCAUUAAAGUCAGCUACCCAGAAAACAGCUUUGCAUAGACAUGUCUGUUAAGUACAGGCAAUCCUUUAUUGUUCAUUUUAUCUGGAUCUGGAUUCAAUUUAGGGUCUGCCAAUGCCGGUCUUCAAGAUAGCAGUCCUCAUACUGAUUUAAAUAGUGAAAUCAAUACAGCAGUUCUGUAAUUAACCAUUUGAGGAGUAGGUAGUUUGAGUCUUUUCAAUUACCAUUACUGAUUGCUACAUCAGCAUUAGUUAAGAACAUUCUAAUCACAUAUUUAUGAUAUUCCACCUUAAAGCAGAGGUCCUCAAUCUUAUCCAUAAAGGGCCAUUGUGGAUGCAGGUUUUGGUUCCAACCAAGCAUUUACACACCUUUGCUAAGGAUAUUGUAGACCUCUAGUAGAAUCAGGUGUGUAAUUGUUUGGUUUGAACAAAAGCCUGCAUCCACACUGGCCCUUUCUGGGUAAGACCGAUGACCUCUGCCCUAAAGGGUUAAAUGGUACAGAAUGAUCUGUUAUCAUUCUUCUGGGAGGGUAUAUCUGCUGGAUUAGUCUCUUGAGGAUCAGUAUUGGCCACUACUGGAUAUUUUACAUGUUUUAAGUGCUGUUAUGUUACAGAGUAGACCAAAAGAGUUAACCUUUUUAAAAACAAUUGCUCAUUGCACAAGUGUUAUGCAGUAAUUCUGUUCUGCUGCUGCUAGAUUAUCCAGCUGUUAAAAGCUGAAAAUUCACUUCAAAUUCAUUGAACUGUAAAUGGUCAAAAGUUCAUUAUUUAAGUAAUUCCAGUAAUUAUUUAAUAAAUUGAACAUUACUGACCUUGUCCUUUUCUGUCAUUAUCAAUCCCCUUGCCAUACACCUUUAUUAGCCUUUCAAAAUUGGCCCAUGCUUAUUUUUUAAUCAUGCUAGAAAUAAUAAUAAAAAUAACAACAUAAAAUUGUAAAGCACAUUCUCUGCACAUUCAUCUUUAUGUUGGCUAAUUUAAGGGUGAAAAUGUCUGUUCCCUUGUAUGCGCAUGAUUUUAUUUUAUUUUAUAUUUUGCACCAUUUUAUGUAUUUUCCAGAACUUACUGUUUAAGCGUUUGGGCAUCUUUGUUCUCAUUGUUUGUAUAGUAUGCAGUCCUUUCUCCUCACAACUCAGUGAAACAAGAGUAUUGCAGUAGUUAAAUGUUCCCUUAAGAAAAUGGGCACAGCUAAUCAUCCUCUGAAUGUUAAUACCCAAACUCUUUGUACAUACAUAAAUACUGAUGUUGGGUGAGUUGCAGUAUGCCUUGUGUCUUUUUAAAAAAGGAUAAUUAAUUUAUCAAUAAAACGUUCAAAUGAUUAA
Conger conger (European conger) is the source of this 2202-nucleotide messenger RNA. Its product is annotated as type 2 phosphatidylinositol 4,5-bisphosphate 4-phosphatase-like. The coding region runs from base 149 to 925 and encodes 258 amino acids. The transcript is spliced from 7 exons. Gene Ontology annotation, cellular component: plasma membrane; late endosome membrane; lysosomal membrane. Gene Ontology annotation, biological process: phosphatidylinositol dephosphorylation. Lineage: Eukaryota; Metazoa; Chordata; Actinopteri; Anguilliformes; Congridae. The record is from RefSeq and is a predicted model, not a curated record. Gene Ontology annotation, molecular function: phosphatidylinositol-4,5-bisphosphate 4-phosphatase activity.